ACUCCAACUCGGCCGAGUAAUGAUGGGCUGUCUUCCAUUCUUCUCUGUCGAAACGUGGAUUCUACUCCUCACAUUUAUCUGCUUUUUUGUCAUAUAUAGCAACCGGCCUUAUGGAAUAUUUGAGAAGUUAGGGAUCCCGGGUCCCAAGCCGUACAUUUACUGGGGCACAGUUGGAAGGCACCACAAAGUUUACUACGAGGAUGAUGUCCAAAGUGCUAAGAAGUAUGGAAAAGUGUGGGGGACGUAUGAAUUCAGGACGCCGGUGCUGGCCGUGACGGACCCUGAGAUGCUGAAAACCAUCCUGGUGAAAGAGUGCUUCACUUACUUUACAAACCGGAGGGUGAGAAGAACUCACAGGAUUAAGAAUUAAUAGUACAAAAGACCCCGAAGUCACAGUGACUUGUGACCACCAGAAUCUGAUCAGGGACUACAGAUGAAAAAUAACCUCUUGGAUAACUGGCACAAUUACAGAGAUGUUUUGUAAAAAAAAAAAAAAAAAAAAAACUGUUCAAACUAGAGUCCAGUUAUUGAAAUGUGUGCCGAAUUUGAAAAAUAUCCUUCAAUUCCUGAUAUACUGCAUUCACGACAAUGAACGGCCGGACAGAAGGACAACAUAAUGGGUUGAUUUCCCAAAGCAGCAGGAGGAGUUCUUAGCAAAGGUGACAUAUGAAAAAGAAUUUCCAUCUGAACGGGGAACUCUAUGACGCGGUGUCUAUUGCUGAGGACGACGAAUGGAGACGGAUUCGUAACAUCCUCACGCCGUCCUUCACCUCCGGCCGUAUAAAAGAGAUGUUUAGCGUCAUGAAAAAUAUUUCCGGCAAACUGACAGCCAGCAUGCGGUCCAAGGCGCACAAUAAUGAAGUUAUUGCUGUAAAAGACAUCUUCGGGCCGUACAGUAUCGAUGUGAUGGCGAGCUGCGCGUUCAGUCUGGACGUGGACUCCAUCAACAACCCUUCAAGUCCCAUCAUCGACCACGCCUCCAAGCUGUUCAGGUUCCCCGUCCCCGUUUUAAUUCUCCAAGGUGCAUCGCUGCUUUUUCCUUUUCUUUACGUUGACGUCAAACAGCUUCGUUUAGUGACUUCAAUCACAAUUGUUGACGCCCCCUUUCCCUCCCCAGGGUUCUUCCCUAUCCUCCUUCCUCUCUUCGAGCGUCUGGGUGUCACCAUGUUCUCCAAGACCUCGACUGAUUUCUUUAAAAACGUUCUGGAGAAGAUCCGAGAAGAACGCAGCGGGAGCUCAGCCCAGAAUCCAGGAGAUGUCCUUCAAAAUAUGAUCAACUCUCAGACUGCUAAUAAAGCCAGUAAAGGAAAGCAGAAGAAAGGUCUUACCGAUCAUGAGAUCUUAUCUCAAGCCAUAAUGUUCAUGUUCGCCGGUUACGAGACGAGCACAACCACGCUUGUGUUCUUGGCCUAUAACUUGGCAACGAAUCCCGAAGUCAUGAAACGCCUGCAGGAGGAGAUCGACUCCACUUUCCCCGAUAAGGGUGCCGUCCGAUAUGAAGCCCUGAUGCAGAUGGAGUACCUAGACUGUGUUGUCAAUGAGAGUCUGAGGCUCUACCCUCCAGCUGCACGUCUGGAUCGGAUUGCCAAAGAAACGGUGAAGAUUUGUGGAAUCACAAUCCAAAAAGACAUGGUUGUUAUGAUUCCAGUCUACGCUCUUCAGCGCGACCCCGAGCUGUGGCCGGAGCCAGAGGAGUUCAGGCCUGACAGGUUCAGCAAGCAGAACAAGCAGAGCAUCAAGCCGUACGCUUACAUGCCGUUCGGGGUGGGGCCGAGGAACUGUUUGGGGAUGCGAUUCGCUCAGGUGAUGGUCAAACUGGCCCUGGUGGACAUUCUGCAGAACUACAGCUUCUCCGUCUGCGAAGAGACAGAGAUCCCUUUGGAGAUGGAUUACAAAGGCUUCGUCGGACCCCUAAAUCCAAUCAAGCUAAAGCUGGAGACGCGUUGAAAUCCCCUCAGGGAAGUCCCACUGGGAAUGUGGACAAGUCCCACUGGGAAUGUGGACAAGUCCCACUGGGAAUGUGGACAAGUCCCACUGGGAAUGUGGACAAGUCCCUAUGGGGCUGAACAAGACGACGAAGGGAAUAUAUAUACACGUGUGCAUCGAAACCGUUUUUAAUAUAAUAAACACAAAUGAAUAACC
Messenger RNA from Cyclopterus lumpus (lumpfish), 2142 nucleotides. RefSeq names its product cytochrome P450 3A56-like. Lineage: Eukaryota; Metazoa; Chordata; Actinopteri; Perciformes; Cyclopteridae. Gene Ontology annotation, molecular function: steroid hydroxylase activity; oxidoreductase activity, acting on paired donors, with incorporation or reduction of molecular oxygen; heme binding. The record is from RefSeq and is a predicted model, not a curated record. The transcript has 13 exons. Bases 667 to 1947 code for a protein of 426 amino acids.